This is a messenger RNA of Ruditapes philippinarum (Manila clam), 9987 nucleotides long. RefSeq lists its product as uncharacterized. Bases 148 to 2106 code for a protein of 652 amino acids. The record is from RefSeq and is a predicted model, not a curated record. The transcript is spliced from 4 exons. Lineage: Eukaryota; Metazoa; Mollusca; Bivalvia; Venerida; Veneridae.
AUGGUUCAAGUAUAGGUAUCAUAAUUCUUAUAACUGAUUUGAUUAAAUUGUUUAUGUUUCAAUUAUUCUUCAUAUGAAACAAGGCAGGGCAGACAGAAGAAAGCAAACAUUUUUCAGAGGUUUUUAGAGUGGAGACGUUAUAACCGGAUGAAAACAAAACUUCAAGGCGACCUGAUUAAAUUCUACAGAAAAAGGUGUAGUUCAAUACCUCUCUCACCGCUUCUUGAAGAAAUAGAGACACCUCUAGCUGGGUUCUACGUCAUGCCAGAUAUAGUCACUGUAAAAAAGAAGUCCCUAACUUGUCAUGAAGAGGAGAGAACACCGAUCAAGUCUUUGAAAGACCUGUUUUCAACCGGAAGUCGAGAUCAACAAGAAAUUUAUCUAUCAGCUGAUGCAGGCUUUGGAAAAACUGCUUUCUCAAAAUAUCUUGCAGUCACGUGGUGUCAAGCUCAUUGUCACGAUGAAAACUACGCCUGCUUUAAAAAGGGCGAGUUAAAAACGUUAUUUGACUUCAAGUUCUUAUUUUUGGUUUUAUUAAGAGACUGUACCUCUGUUUGCAACAUUGACGAUAUGAUUAAACAGCAAAUUACGACGAAACUUCCUACUUCUGCAAUACUAGAUGAAGUUUUACGUAGAGAAAAGUGCUUGAUUAUAAUGGACGGUCUUGAUGAAUGGAAUCACCCUGAUAAUAGCUGUAGCGAAGUAACAGAAAAAAUCCCACAUCGAUACGUACGUGAUAAUUGUGUUAUCCUUACGACAACUCGACCGUGGAAACUCGGAGUCGCAAAUCUCAAAACAAGUCAAAUAAACAAAAAAGUAGAAUUGGUUCAAUUAAGUGCAGAUUCUACGCGGCAACUUGAAGAAAAUGCUAUAAGAAAAAUGACCGGUGUCCGUGACGAUAGAGUACUGGAGAGUAAAAGACGGGACUUUAAUAAAGUGAUACGUGACCGUCGCCUAGAGCACAUGCAAGUGAUUCCACUCCUCCUCAUGUAUAUAGUUUGCCUGUGGUGCAACAACAUUCCUAUAGGAAAUUCAAAACAUGAAAUUUACACAAAUAUCAUUGAAUUUCUAUUAUCGAGAACGUCAAAGAAACACCCGGAAGUUCAACCAUCUCGUGAAUCGUCUGCCAGUGAAAUUCCAGAAUACUUCAAAAGUCAUGAAUUUUGUAAAAAGUUUUACAGUCUUAUAACAUCAUUAGCAGAACUAGCUUACCAAACAUUAUUUAACAAAAACAGAGAAAACACGCUGGUAUUUGAUAGAAUGGUUGCUGAUAUAUAUCUCAAAGCAGACGACAUGAAAUUAAGUCUUCUCUCAGGAAUAUUGUCAGAAAGUAGAAGUAAAACUUUAAUUAAAGAAAUUAGUAAAGUAUCGUUUUCUCACAAAACAGUGCAAGAAUUCUUUGCCGCCAUAUUUAUAAGUUCUCAAAGUGACGCGCAGAAAACUGUUGUAGAAAAUUGUAGAAAUGUUCAAGAUAUUCUGGACAUGUCAAAAAUUUGUGAAUUUAUAAGUGGAAUGAAUGCUGACCGGAUGUGUGAAAUAUCAAAUGAUUGGAUGUCUGUGAUAAAUGAAGACGAGAAAACACGCGACUAUAGAACUAGGACAGGUGACGGGUACAUGUACAAUACUCCAUUGUAUAACAUACAGAAAAUGUUCAUGUCGUGUUUACAAGAAAUGCCUGAAAGUGAAAAUAUUCAAUUAUGUUUACAAGAUUUCUUCAUUGACGAGGACACCGAGGACAGUAAGCUGUUACAACGUUUAUUAAAACAAAAUAAAACCAACAUAAAAUCACUUUAUAUAUACACCAGGAGAAAUACUUCCAGCAGUUUACGUGAAAUUAUAGAUUUAUUCUCUCUCACAGAUCUCAGUCAUAUACAGAAACUUUACUAUAGUGGUGGCCAGGAGAAGGAGGCUGAGAUAAGCCGGAUUUUGUUUCCCAGUUUACAGUACGUUACUUUGUACCGGGGUACAUGGAUAAAUGAUGAAGAAAAUCUGAGUGAAAAUUUAGCGCGAGUACAAAACUUACAAUAUUUAUAUAUUCAAACUUCACGUUAUCUCACAAAAUACUGGAAACAUUUUACAAUUUUAUCUCCGCUCAAAAAUCAAUGAAAGAGUUAACAUUGACUGGUUAGACUGUAAAGAACAUGGCCGCCAUGAUUGUAAGAGAUUGAUGAACUUGGACUUGUCUCAACAUUCAACUCUAUCAAAGUUAGACUUGUCGUGGUUACCUGGGAGGCUACAAUUAAAUAUAACAACACCGUCAUUAGUUGAUGUUACGUUGUACGACAUCAAUCUAGAUGAUGUAAGUUCAUUGUUACUGUCACGUGACAUGUUGAAUAUUGAACGUGUGGUGUUGAGGAAGAUAGAAAUGUCUGCAGAAAGUUUACAGAACUUUUUAUCCCGUGCUGAAAAAUCUGCCGCAGUCAGUUACAGUAGAGAUGAGACGACAUUAAACCGGAAACAGAAUAUGACCGUGUUAGAGAAAAUAUUCGGAGUUCACAAACUUUUCAUGUGAUACAAAGAGACGACGACGACUUGGUUUGAGUUCAAAACAAUAAAACCAAGUAAAGAAUAAACAAAGGAAAAACAUUGUGAAAUAAACUAAUGAAAUGACUUCAAUAAUUUUAAAUGAAAACAAUUUAAAUAUGGACACUUAAAAAACAAAAUGGCGGUUUCUUCUACGUUAUACAUGUACUGUAUAGUUUGGUCAUUUAAUUCACAAACAUUUAUUUCUGUUUAAAGUUUAAUUAAGUGACAGUUGUUAUAUAAAUAAAUAAAUAAAAACAUUUUAAGAGGAGAAAUAAUUCAAGGACAUUUUUUACCGGAACUUAAUGGAUAACUUGGAAUAAGGAUUUGGAAAUAUUUUACAGUGGCCUAAUGGAUCAAAAUUUCCGAUUCUUUGUUGUGCAGAAUCUCCCAUGACAUUUAUAUGGAGCAUUGUGUGAUGAUUAUAGAUCAAUUUGUAGAUUUGUAUUUGAAAAACUUCCCAUUGUCUUGAAUUUCAGUAAUAAUAAACCUACACGGACAAUGAGGACAAUCACAACUGUUUUUUAUCCAUCAAUCUCCGGAUGAUUAUCAGUGGGAUGUUCUGAAUGACAAAGAAAGAUGUUCAAGUUCUUCAAUAGUUCGAUAUUAUGAUUUCACACCUGAUACCUGGCUGUAUGGGGACAGACAUGAAUUAAAUUUGUGAUUAACAGUACCAGAAAAAUCCCCAACCAUCAUUACUUGCCAAUGCAUUGAAUAACAUUCUGGUUCCUGGCUUAAUGGAAACAUGAAAAGAAAACUUUUGCAUCAAACAGAUAUCUGUUUUGUACAAUUAGAAUUUGAAUCUCAAAGGAAAUUACAUCAAAACCACUGUCAAAUAUUUCAGUAUUCCUUUAAAUAAACUUUGUGUUAAAAAGAUAAUUGAAAUAAUUUGAUUUAAUUAGAUAUACAGUACAUGUAUAAGUCUGUUUCUGCAAUUUAAGACUGAUAUUAUAUAUCAAGAAUUGUUAAAUUAAUUUUUAUUGAAGGCCUAUUACACUUUAGAAUUUCUAUCAGUUUUAUUUCAUUUUUUCAAUACUUUUUAGUCCCCUACCGGUUUACCGGAGGGGACUUUAGGUUUACCCUCCGUCCGUCUGUCCGUCCAUCUGUCCGUCCGUCCGUCUGUCAGUCCGUCAGUCCGUCCACAAAACUGGAUCCCGCGAUAACUUGAAAAGUACUGAAAAUAUUUUAAUGAAACUUGGUAUAUGGAUAGAUGGCAGUAUGGAGAUUAUGCACGUCUUUUUAUUUUCUUCCUAUGUUGAAAAUUCUGGUUGCUAUGGCAACAAAUAGGCUGAAAAUAUGGCAAAUUUUACACAUAAACUGGAUCCAGUGAUAACGCAAAAAGUACUGGAAAUAUUUUUAUGAAACUUUACAUAUGGGUAGAUAGCAGUCUUUAGAUUAUGCAUGCUUUAUCUGUUCUUCCUAUUUUGAAAAAAUAUCAGUUGCCUUGGCAACAAAUAGGCUUAAAACAUGGCAAUAUAACAAUAUUUGUGAUUAGUCAAAAAGAGCUGAACAUUUUUAUGAAAUUGCAUCUUUAAUUCAAGAGUUAUCUCCUCUUUAAGAAUUUUGCUUUUAAAAUGGUAUAUUUUGGUAACAGGGAUGUUUCAAAUAUUAACUUUAGAGUGUCUUUCAGUCCGUCUGUCUGUCUGUUCAUAAAAACUGUAUCCUGUGAUCACUUUUAAAGAACUUUUCCAACAAAUUUUCUUAAAAUAGAGAAAAAUUGAAACAUUAGUGAAUGGCCAAUGGCCCUUCAGAAUGUUGAUGGGGUUCUAACCGGUAGGGGACUUAUGGAUUGCUUGCAAUACUAUGAUAAUUGCUUGUUAUUUUAGUAAUCGUGUUACAGUUUCCAAAAUUAAAUCCUAUUGCCAAUUAUACAUAAUUUCUCUAAUGCUGAUUUUGUUAUGUUGGCAAUUGCUAUAAUUUAAGUUAAUUAAUAUUAGAUUUCACUGAGUUAACACCAGAUGCAAUAUUUUCAUGAGUGGCGUAAAAGCCACGAGUGAAAAUAUAAUAGCUGGUGUUCACGAAUGAAAUAUAUAUUUCAAUCUUAUUUGUAAAACUAAUAAUUUUUCUUUUUAUUUCAUGCUUUUUAAGUGAUGUUUAGUAUUUUUUACUGAUUUUGCCAGGCAAUGUGGCACAUUCUCCUUUAUGACGUCAUAAUAUCAUGACGUCACAUCAUCAAUUUUGAAAUAUAGUUCUGUUAAAUUUCUCUAAUUUUGUUACCUUUUUAAAAUGAUGUACAACUUCCUUUCCCUAAAGAAGCAAAAUUUACAUAUGAGUUACCGCUUUUAUUUUUGCCCGUUAUUCCAGUUAGUUAUGAUAUAAUCAUAUUCUUUUCAUCCGCAUUCAGAUAUAGUCCGGCUACAGUGAAAAUUAUAUUUUAUAAAUUUCACUAGUAGUUUAUCAGAAUACAAUUAUCUGAUAUAUUACAGUAAACACUGGAAAGCAUGAAAUAAAAAAAACAAUAUAUAAUUUAAACCACUUAUUCUAGUAUUAUAUGUAUUACAAAUGUAUAGUUUUGUAAAUAGUUUUUGAAGUGUGUAUGAUAUUUACAUAUACAGUUUCGCUCUUCUUUUUAAUAAUUCAGUUUUCUCAGAACAAAAUUUAUGUCCACAUAACAUUUUUUUUAUUUUGGCGAUACACGGAAAUUAUGUAUAUGAAGAUACAUUAUGAUUCUGACAGGUUAAAUUGCCCAAUAUUACAAACUUUAAGUAUGUAACCAAAGUCACAAGGUGUUGGUUAUAUAACGAACAACAUUUCAUGCACGGCCAUAUAUAACAUUUCAUAAGUCUUUAUAACCAAAUUUUGAUAUUGUUCUCAUGCUCUCUUUGCUUCGAAACAUUAAAUGAUAAUUUGCAGUGUAUAUUCUUAGUUAUAAAGAUUCUGAAUUUGUUAUGGCUGUUGGCAUAUAUAACCCGAGCUGCUAGGUGAGGAUUAUAUUGCUUACAACUGUUUACAUAUGGCCAUAUUACCUGUGAAGAAUCUGAUAAUGAAUUUACAAUGGAGCAAAAUUCCUUCAUGACAGAAAAAUAAAGAAUUUAUAAAUUGACAGAGAAGUGUAUAUAAUUAUUUAUAAAUGUCAUGAUUAUCGUCAUGAAAAGUGAAGUUUCAAGUGUGCAGUAUUAUUGAAUUCAACUGUAUAUUUGUGUUACCAUUGAUUUAUUUAAGCUAGUGUAUGAUUUAUCUUAUUUGUAAAUAAUCAAUUUUUGGAGUGAUAUCACUUUAAAGCUGCAUGCCUCAUAGAUAAGGACUACUAUAGAAUAUUGUACAUUUUGGAGAUAAAUUUGAUAACAAUGUUGGCAGGCUCGAGUAUUUUAAUGACAAUACAGAGUGCACUUCUGAACAAUAGCAUUCGCAAUAUCAAAUUGCACAUUUUUUCUAAACUGUCAAUAUAUAUUUAUAAUGGAUAGAUAUAAUACGAAUCAUCUAAGCAUGCUUUUCAAACAGCAUGCCUCCCGAUUCUUUGAAAAUUUGGAAGAUGUAUUGAAAAGUAAAAUAUUGUGAAGUGAACAAAGAAAGUAAUUGACACAUUGCAAACGAUGCUUACAAUUUUAUAUAAUUCACAUAAAUUACCAAAAAGAAGUCAAAAUAUGUUGUUUAGAUACCCCUUUCUAUUUUAGUAUAGCGAUGUUUUCAUUAUUUAAAUUAGUCAUUAAUCUUACAAAACAUGUAAACAAAAACCAAUCAAAAACAUGUAAAUUACAUAAUUAUUAAUUGAGUCAUAAAUCUUUUUACUUUUCUUAAAGUGUGUGUACAUUUUUCUCAAGUUUGAUUUUAUUUAACUAUUUUAGCUCAUCUUGAGGCAUGCAGCUUUAGAGCUGAAUGGAUUUUUUAUUGGAAUUUGUGUAUAUAGAUAUGCUUACUGUAUAAAUUUAUUUUGGAAUUUGUGUAUAUAGAUAUGCUUAUUGUAAAAAUUUCUCUACAUAUCUUUAUAGAAUGUAAAAUAAUAUGAGGAAAUUUUUGGGUUUAAGUGAAAUAUUUAAUAUAUUUUCAAGAAACAUGAUAAGGGGUUUGAAUUCAAUACACAAUUUAUCACAGCCAUAACUGUCUUGAAAAGACAAAAACGUUAAGAAAUAAUUUGUGAUGAUGAAAUGAAUAGCUGAAGAUAGUCUUUGCAAAAAAGAAACAUCUUAGAAAGUAGUAACUUUCAUAUUUAUUUUUUAUAUUUUUUUUUCACAAAUAUGAUAUAUAUUUGGCUGAUAUAGCACCAUAUUUCAUGGAUAAAAUUAAAUAAAUUCUUUUAUUUUUCCUAAUACUGGAAAUUAUUAAAGCGACACGCCUCCAGUUUAUAUAAAUUAACCCCUUAAAAAUGGCCCCCAUUCUUAUCUGGAGUGUGAUACAUAUUUACUUAAUGUUUUUGAAAUACAGAUUGUAUAUGAUAAUUUUUUGAAACUUUAUUGGUUGAUACAAUCCAUUGAGAAUUUGAGCGCAGUGCACAAAAAUGAUAUUUCUUCCCAUCAUAAUUUUUAAUUAUUUCCAUUUUUGUUUUGAAAGUGUCCGUAAUUUUCAUUUAAAGUUUGUCUUCUCUUCAUAGUGUAACACAAAAUGUAUUUGAGAUGUGGACUGGAAACUUCAGAAGUAUUUUGGUUCUAUAUGAAUUUAGAUGUCCUGUAAAUUUCAAUGAUGAUAUUUGUUUUGAAAAUGUCCUUUGUUGUCAUUUAUAGUUUGUGUUUUCUUAGAACACAAACUGUUUUUGACGUAUAGACAUGAAACUAAAAUCAAUGAUGAUUUCUGUUUUGAAAGUGUCCUUUCUUUCAUUUAUAGUUUAUUUUAUAACAUAAUUAUGUUAUAUAAUCAUGUAUAUUUGCAUGCCAUACUACCAGUCUUACAGUUUCGUUUCGGUAAGACUGAUUAAAUAUGGGAUUAUUGGUAUAAUAGGAAUUUAUAUGAUAUAAUCUAUGUCUCUUGCCUCAAUAGUGAGGUAAGAUAAACUUAUUUAGUUUAAUAAUUGAGCCGUGUCAUGACAAAACCAACAUAAUGGGUUUGCGACCAGCAUGGAUCCAGACCAGCCUGCGCAUCCGCGCAGUCUGAUCAGGAUCCAUGCUGUUCGCUAUCAGUUUCUCUACUUGUAAUAGAGUCGGUAAGCGAACAGCAUGGAUCCUGAUCAGACUGCGCGGAUGCGCAGGCUGGUCUUGAUUCAUGCUGGUCGCAAACCCAUUAUGUUGGUUUUGUCAUGACACGGCUCAAUUUAUGUAAUGUAGUGAAAAUUUAUUAUGUAAACUUAUUUAGUUUAAUAAUUUAUGUAAUGUAGUGAAAAUUUAUUAUGUUUGUUGUCAACCUACUUCAUAGAUUAAUAUGGUAAAUUAUAUCAUUUUUUGGGUAGCUAAACAUUUCCAGAACAGAACAUUUAAUUCAUGCAAUCAUUUUAACUAAUAAGAAGUAUGUGAGAGUAAGACAAACAUAAAUUAAUAUUUGCAUUAUUCUACGUUUUUACGAAUAAGUUGUUAUUAUGAACUUCUCCAGUAAAGUCAUAAUGAUAUUGUGAUAAUGUUUUGUAUGUUAACAUAUGCACUGUUCGUUAUCUUGUAAAUAUGCUGUAUUAUGUCAUCAUGGGCUUAUAAGCCAUAUUUGAUUGAAAUAAAUUGUUUGUCUGUCUUUCUUUGUAUAAUACAAAAUGAAUUUGAGAUACAUAAAUUUUUAAAAAGGAGAAGUUUAGUGGGCAAGAAUGAAAAUUUAUCAAUUGCAUUUAUUUUUAAUUCACUUUGAAAUUUGUCAUGCUUAACCAUUUUGUUAUAAUUUUCAUGUUUUUAGCUCACCUGAGCAUAUGCUCAGGGUGAGCUAUUAGGAUCACUCUUCUUCCGUCGUCUGUCGUCAGUUGUCCGUUCACACUUUUAAAACGACAUCUCCUCUGAAACCAUAAGGCAGAUCAUAAUGAAACUUCACAGGGAUGUUCCUUGUGUGAAGCUUUAACAAAGUUGUUCAAAGAAUUCCAUUCCAUGCAGAACUCUGGUUACCGUGGCAACCGAAAGAAAAAACUUAAAAUAUCUUCUUUUAGAAAACCACAAGAGCUAAAGCUAAAAUAUUUGGCAUGAAACAUCACCUAGUCAGUGUCUACCAAGUAUGUUCAAAUAAAUGCCCUGGGGUCAAAAUUGGCCCUGCCCCGGGGGUCAUUGAUUUUCCUGAUUUGUAUAUAGUAAAAACUUAAAAAAUCUUCUUUUAAAAACCCCAAAUUAUGAAAUAGCUAGAGCUUAAAUAUUAAGCAUGAAACAUCUUCUAGUGGGUGUCUACCAAGUUUGUUCAAAUAAAUGCCCUGGGGUCAAAUUGGCCCUGUCCCAGGGGGCAUUGAAUUUCCUUAUUUGUAUAAUAUAGCAAAAACUUAAAAUAUCUUCUUUUAGAAAACCGCAAGAGCUAAAGCUUAAAUAUUUGGCAUGAAACAUCUUCUAGUUGGUGUCUACCAAGUUUGUUCAAAUAAAUGCCCUGGGGUCAAAAUUGGCCCUGCCCCGGGGGUCAUUGAUUUUCCUUAUUUGUAUAUAGUAAAAACUUAAAAUAUCUUCUUUUAGAAAACUGCAAGAGCUAGAGCUUAAAUAUUUGGCAUGAAACAUCACCUAGUCAGUGUCUACCAAAUCAAUGCCUUUGGGUCAAAAUUGGCCCCUCCCGGGUGGUCAUUGUUUUUUCCUAUAUGAUAUAGCGAAAACUUAAAAAUGUCUUCUUAUAAAAACACUAAAGAGUUAAAGCUUAGAUAUUUAUCAUGAAACAUCUUCUAAUGGCUGUCUACCAAGUUUGUUCAAAUACAAGUCCCUGGUUUAAAAUUGGCAUUGGCCCAGGGGUCAAUAUACAGGUGAGCGAUUUCAGGGCCAUCAUGGCCCUCUUGUAUUGUUGUACUGUUUCUCUUUUGCAUUAUUUUCAUCCAGACCUUAAUUCAUCAAAGCUUAAAAGUUAAAGUUACUAAUUUGAAACGAUUGAAUGAUUAUGCAGUUGACAAGAAUGUCAACUCUCCAUUUUAUAAUAUGAAUACUUUAUUUUUUUUCUUAACACAAUAACUCAAAACAUUAAAAUAUAACGGCUUGAAAUUUUAUGGAUGAAUAUCUCUCAUACUAGUAAAAUAGCAAAAAACGGAAUCCCUAAAGAACGCCCAAAAAAUCAAAAAUUGAUAAAAAUAUGUUAUAGACUCAGAGCUUUUAAGAUUAAAACCCUUUCAAUAUAUUGGAAUGUUAAUGCACCAGUUUUUCUAAAUUUGAUUCCGAGUGGAGCUGCUAUCACUGCCUUUUGUUUAUUUUUAUCCUGCUACUGUCUUAUGAUAUUAUCAGCUGGAAAAAGCCUUGCCGGAUAACCAUAUCUAUUUCCAGUCAGUAUGUCACAUGGUUAGGCAAUGCGUAUGAAUACCAAAUAUUUCACGGACUACUUUCUUUCAUACUUCUCCAUGCUCUGAUUUUGUCAAAUAAAAGAUAAUUAUGGCUUAUUUUAGUUUUUAUUAUGGCUUGUUUUAGUUAUGUUUCCUGUCAUAAUGAACAAUAAACAUUAUUACAUGUA